Molecule: messenger RNA, 519 nt
Organism: Drosophila navojoa
Lineage: Eukaryota; Metazoa; Arthropoda; Insecta; Diptera; Drosophilidae
Gene: Dic3
Product: Dicarboxylate carrier 3
Biological process (GO): transmembrane transport
Source: RefSeq, a predicted model, not a curated record
UAGAUAGUAUCUAUAUAUGAAGAUAUAUAUAGAUAUGGAUGUAAAUGAUGUCCAAAAUGUGGUCGUUCUGAAGACGCAAUUGAGGAUGUCACAGCCGCUGCAUCAGCAAUUGCAGCAGCUGGUUGGAGUUGGCCAAACUGGACUGCAACUGGGCAACUGCAAACGGAAGCUGAAGACUGUGGGCAGAGAACUCUAUUUGGUGCAGAGUUUUGCUGUCUGUCUGGCCGUUUCCACACGUCGCCCAGCCGCUCGCCCGUCUGUCUUGUUUGUCAAAGAGAAACAGUUAAAUGCCAGUUUACCAGUUAAAUCGGAAUCAAAGCGAAAACAAUGACACAGUGGCAGACCCCCAGAGCCCCAGCUCCGUCGCGCCAAUACCACAGCAGACCACAGCAGUCGGAGCGAGUGGGAGAGGGAGAGCUGAACCCGACCUGCUGCUCGCCCAAUGGCAAGUGAAGUAACUGCACGAAAAAAAAAAAAAUCGUCUAGACACAGACUAGACUCCAUAAAAAUAAUUAUUAU